Molecule: messenger RNA, 1686 nt
Organism: Anolis sagrei ordinatus
Lineage: Eukaryota; Metazoa; Chordata; Lepidosauria; Squamata; Anolidae
Gene: TXNL1
Product: thioredoxin like 1
Cellular component (GO): cytosol
Molecular function (GO): protein-disulfide reductase activity
Source: RefSeq, a predicted model, not a curated record
CCUGCGCGGAGGCCGGCCGCGGUGCAUGCUGGGAGGCUCCUCUUCCUUUUCCGCCUUCCCGGCGGUGACUGUGCACAUAUAAGACCGGCAGGAGAAGCCAAGGAGGAGGUGUUGCUGCGGCAUCGUCUCUCUCGGUGGCGGGAUGGUCGGGGUGAAGGCGGUCGCCAACGACGCGGAGUUCCAGGGCGAGCUCAGCGCCGCGGGGUCCCGGCUGGUGGUGGCCAAGUUCACCAUGAGAGGAUGUGGCCCAUGUUUAAGGAUAUCUCCUGCCUUCAAUGCUCUGAGCAAUAAAUACCCACAAGCAACAUUUCUGGAAGUUGAUGUACAUCAAUGCCAGGGAACAGCUGCAACCAAUAAUAUUUCAGCAACCCCAACGUUUCUUUUUUUCCGGAACAAAGUGCGAAUUGACCAGUAUCAAGGUGCUGAUGCGGUAGGAUUAGAAGAAAAAAUCAAGCAACACCUAGAAAAUGAUCCUGGAAACAAUGAGGACACAGAUAUUCCAAAAGGAUAUAUGGACUUGAUGCCAUUUAUUAAUAAAGCUGGCUGUGAAUGCCUUAAUGAAAGUGAUGAACACGGGUUCGAAAACUGUUUACGUAAAGACUCUACCUAUUUGGAAUCGGAUUGCGAUGAGCAGCUGCUCAUCACGGUAGCUUUUAAUCAGCCUGUCAAGCUGUAUUCUAUUAAAUUUCAAGGACCUGAUAAUGGACAAGGUCCAAAGUAUGUAAAAAUGUUUAUCAACCUUCCUCGAUCAAUGGAUUUUGAAGAAGCAGAAAGAAGUGAACCCACUCAGGCUCUGGAACUAACACCAGAUGACAUUAAAGAAGACAGUAUUGUCCAGCUCCGCUAUGUAAAGUUUCAGAAUGUUAACAGCGUAACUUUAUUUGUUCAAUCCAAUCAAGGUGAUGAAGAAACAACAAGAAUUUCAUAUUUCACAUUUAUUGGAACACCAGUCCAAGCAACAAACAUGAACGAUUUUAAGCGGGUGGUAGGCAAGAAAGGAGAGAGCCACUGAAUACAAGGGAAAUACUGGAAGGCCUUACUGCAAUCAACGCGGGAUCUUGAGAUUAUCUCCAACUCCUGGGAAAUUGCUUGACCGUAGCCAGAGACUGUCAGUCUGUUUCCAUUUUAAUACCAUUAUAAAUAAAUCACUGCAUUUUGUUAAUAUGGGAUUUCACUAAAGUGUUUUCUGUUGUAAUCUUGGAACAUAAAUUUGUAAAUAAAGAUCAUUAAUUUUGCCAAGUUGCAUAGUGGAAAAUUCACUGUAUCACUUUAAAAGUGAAAAACUAACUUCAUAAUCCUAAUUGUGUGUGUUUUUUUUUAAUGCUCAGAUGUUAAUUGUUUCUUGAUCUCUGUUUUUAGAGAUGGAUUUUGUUCAGUUGUAAGUGAUAAAGGCCUUUCUUAAAGGAGGAAGUGUGGUGUUUCUGAAACUGUACCUUGUUUGUAGAGAUCAUAGAAACUGCCUCAACAUUUUUCUCUGCCUGAUGUCAAUACACAGCAGGAUGGAAGGCCAACCCUCCAUGUUCCUACUUCCUGAACAGUCUCAUUGACUCAGGUGCUUCUAUGGAGAUGGAAACACUUAGGACUGUGGUUUAGGCAGAGGGCUAUAAUUUGUUAGCCCUUAUUGGUUUGAUUUCCCAGGGGUGCUUUCAUGAUCAGUCAUCAAAAAAUAAAGCAUCAGUAUCUGCA